Molecule: messenger RNA, 1204 nt
Organism: Drosophila suzukii
Lineage: Eukaryota; Metazoa; Arthropoda; Insecta; Diptera; Drosophilidae
Source: RefSeq, a predicted model, not a curated record
AUCGCCUAUAGCUUUGUUCGACUCUCUGUUCAGAAGUUAGUCAGAUUCCGACACUUCAUCGGAUCGCGAGCAUUACAAAACCGCAAUUUUGCACUGAGUUACUGCUUUUGUUCUAUAAACCAUGGCUGCGCCCAAGUCGAAAUUCGUCUUUGAUUUCGAGAAGCUGAAACAGACGUUCGUCGAGAUUUGUCCAGACUUCAAGGAGGAGCCAAGCUAUGAGGAGGCCACCGUUAGUCGUCGCUUUGCCCAGCAGGUGAUCUUCGCCUUCAGCAAGGAGGCUGCUGCGGCCAAAUCCCAGAAGAAGGACGUCUCCUGUUCGAUGCGCCUGGAUGCGGUCAAUGCAAAGGGGACCGCGAUUCGUAGUGAGGUAAAGAUCCAGACGCACUGGAUACGUGAUCCGCCGCAGAACCAGCCCUUCGUCAUGAAGGGUCUUCUGCUACUGUCCUUCAAACAGGCCAGUCUGCUUGCGGUGGAGAAGUACUGCCAGCUGGUUCCCCACCAGGUGAAGCGGGGAGAGGUGGUGCUCACUCCUCUGGCCGGAGCCGUGUUCUCCAAGUUCGAAAUGCCCAAGCUGGCCGAGGCCCUUGGUGAACCACUCGAAGAAGUGGUGGUAGCCGUCAUCAGCAGCUGCCAAACGGAUGGAUACUAUCUGGAGCACAGUCGCUGCCACAUCGCCUUGGUUGCCCUGAUCAAGACGGUUUCGGAUCUGAAGAUGCGGGCCUCUAUCGUCAAGAAGACCAUCAAAAUGUACAAGCUGCAUGGCAAGGAAUUCGACAUGGAAAAGUUCAAGGUGUGGAGCACGUUCCUCAGGAAGUCUGCUCCAGCAAAGCCUCAAAAUGACAGCGAUGAUGAUGAAUACGAAAAGCUGACGGAGCAAGUCCUUCACGCAUUUACACUUAGCAGCAAGGAGGAUUUCCUCCAGGAGAAACGCAGGCCUAAAAUACCAGUGAAGUGUGCAGCCAAUUUUUUGGGGACAAAGGCUGGAUCCGGUAAGAUUUGAUGCAUUCGAGGAAGUCUCAUUUACAAUGAACCCGGAUUAAAAACCUUACUUGGGACUGGCAAAGCCAUAUGCACAUUGAGCCAAUCAACUGUAUUGGGAACACUUGUUAUGUUGCAUUCAAAUAUUCAUUUUACAAUGUCUUUCUAUUAUGUAAACAUUUAACAAUCUUCUCAAUAAAAUACAGCUUUCUUUGGUUCAGCGUAA